AUGAGUCAAGACACACAGUCCUCUAUCACCGCACAGGAAUACAUCUCUUCACAGAAUGCUUUAGAGAAACAAGCGAGAGAACUAAUGCCAUAUGAUCCAAAUACUUGUACUUAUUCAAUGGGAUCAAUACGUCAACAAAUAUAUGCUUGUUUGACAUGCUUGGAAAAAACUAAUCAAUUAUCCGGAGUUUGUUAUUCAUGUUCUAUACAAUGUCAUCAUGAUCAUAACUUGAUAGAAUUAUUCACCAAGCGAAAUUUUAAUUGUGAUUGUGGUACAACAAGAACUCAAUUCCCAUGUUCACUAAGAUCAAAUUCAAAAGAUGAUUUACCCAGUAAUGAUAAUAUUUAUAAUCAAAAUUAUAAAGGUAUAUUCUGUGAUUGUUCAAAACCUUAUAAUCCAUUAGAAGAAAAAUCAAAUAUGUUACAAUGUAUAUUUGGUGAUCAAUGUAAUGAAGAUUGGUAUCAUGAUUAUUGUAUUAUGGGUCUUGAUCAUUAUGAUGUGGAUGACACAAAUCAUGAUGAUAAUGAUAAAAGUGUUAAUAAAUUAGACUCACUAGGUGAACCUGAACAAGAUGCUCAAACUCAAUUGGAAAAAAAUUUACAAAAUAAUGAUUCAAUUGGUGAUAAAAGAAAACAAGAUGAUAACCCAGAUGAUCAAGAUUCUGAACCUGUAUUAAAUGGAUUCCCAAAUUUAGACGAUUUUGAUUGUUUUAUAUGUUGGAAAUGUAUAAAUCAUCAUAAACCAAUAUUUGAUAAAAUUAAAUUAAAUAAUGAAAUUGUUCUUACAACAGUGGAUAAAAUUACAUCCAAAUCAUUAAUUGAAAGAAAUGAAAUAAUAAAAUCAAAUACCAAUUCAUUAUUACAUAAAAAAAGAAAAAUUGAUUAUGAUUAUUCAAUUUUUUUAAAACAUAAUCAUGAAGAAAAUUUUACAUAUUUAUACAACACAACAACAGAUCAAGAAAUUAAAUCAUUCCUACAAACCCAUCCACAUUUAUUAAAAGAUGAACCAAUUUAUGAACCACCCCAGGAUGAAUCAGAUGAUGAUAAUUCUUCAAUUUAUGACCUGGGUGCAAGGGCUAUAAAUAACUUACCAAGAGAUAAAGCUAUUGAGGGGGUUCAAGCUUAUCAAAAUAUUAAAGAUAAAUUGAAGGAGUUCCUGAAACCUUUUGCUAAAGAUGGGAAGAUUGUGGGUGAAGAAGAUGUUAAAGGGUUUUUUGAGAAUAUAAAGAAAUAA
This is a messenger RNA of Hansenula ciferrii, 1233 nucleotides long. Its product is annotated as putative E3 ubiquitin-protein ligase. The transcript has a single exon. Gene Ontology annotation, cellular component: cytoplasm. The record is from RefSeq and is a predicted model, not a curated record. NCBI's taxonomy places the organism in Eukaryota, Fungi, Ascomycota, Saccharomycetes, Phaffomycetales, Wickerhamomycetaceae. Gene Ontology annotation, molecular function: ubiquitin protein ligase activity; zinc ion binding. Bases 1 to 1233 code for a protein of 410 amino acids.